This is a messenger RNA of Trematosphaeria pertusa, 921 nucleotides long. RefSeq lists its product as uncharacterized. The record is from RefSeq and is a predicted model, not a curated record. The coding region runs from base 1 to 921 and encodes 306 amino acids. NCBI's taxonomy places the organism in Eukaryota, Fungi, Ascomycota, Dothideomycetes, Pleosporales, Trematosphaeriaceae. The transcript has 2 exons.
AUGAUACGCAAUGUCCGUUUGCCUUCCACGACCGGCUGCUUCGUGUCAAGAUGGCCGUACUUCCAAAGGAGUCCGGAAGCUUACCUCACUCACAUGAAAGAGUACUUCUACUUCAUGAUCGAGGGCUACGCCCAGCCAUUCGGCUACAUGCUCGAAUCUAAGGCAAAGCAGAUAUCCUGGCCCUCAUUUUGGACCGUAGAUACGGAAAAAAGGCUGGUUAUCCUCGCCCAUGGGUCCGGGAUCGAGCAAAGAAAUGCGUUCAUGGCCGCCACUCUACAGAGCGAGCACCAAAGAGGCCAAGUCUCCGAACUGCGCAAACUGUCCAAGGAGCUCUGCGCCGUGCACACCGCGAACGGCGAGCCUGUCCUCAAAAUAGACCGCUCAGCAGCGGGUCUGUUCGGCAUCCGGACGUACGGCGUCUUUUUAAUCGCAUACACGAACACCGACCAGGGCCGCAAGUUCUGGGUUGCCCAGCGAUCGAAGAACAAGAUGACCUAUCCAGGAAAGUUGGAUAUGUGCGUCGGGGGUAGUUUACGCGCAGAUGAAGUACCGCUCGACUGCCUCGUUCGCGAGGGCGAGGAGGAAGCGUCGAUUCCUGCAGAUAUCAGCCGGAAUGGUGUCCAGCCUUGUGGCGUACUGACGUAUCAUGGUCAGCCGGCCAGUCGGGCACAGACGCAGUACGUGUAUGAGUUGGAGUUGUCGGUCACGCCUAAGCCUUGUGACGAUGAGGUGGAGGCGUUCAAGCUGUUGAGCUUGGAGGAGAUCAAGGGCGCGUUGGGACGUCGGGAGUUUAAGUUGAAUAUUGCGAUGACUUGGAUUGAUUACCUUGUACGGCAUGGGGAAUUGCUUGCGCAGAAUGAGGGCAAAUAUCUGGAGAUUUGCUCUAGGCUUCAUAGGAAUUUGGAGUUCUUUGUUGUCUAG